This is a messenger RNA of Fukomys damarensis (Damara mole-rat), 607 nucleotides long. Its product is annotated as serine/Arginine-related protein 53. The transcript is spliced from 4 exons. Gene Ontology annotation, biological process: alternative mRNA splicing, via spliceosome. The coding region runs from base 1 to 462 and encodes 153 amino acids. Gene Ontology annotation, cellular component: nucleus; cytoplasm. The record is from RefSeq and is a predicted model, not a curated record. Lineage: Eukaryota; Metazoa; Chordata; Mammalia; Rodentia; Bathyergidae.
AUGAAUAGAUUAAAUGAGAGUAACAGAAAGAAAGAAAGAACAUUGCUUAGGUGUAGUGUUGUUAACAAGCUUAUACCAAAAUACACUGACAUUAUACCCUCUCUUUUAGACCAAGCCACCCUGGUAGAACAGGUGAAAAGAGUAAAAGAAAUUGAAGCUAUUGAAAGUGAUUCUUUUAUUCAGCAGACAUUCAGAUCAAGUAAAGAAGUCAAAAAGUCAGUGGAACCUAAUGAAGUGAAACAUCCAACUUCACCAUCAGGACCAGCGUCUGUAGUUGCUGAUCCACCUAGUGUUGAAAAAGAAAUAGACCCCAGCAGCAUCCCUACUGCUAUCAAGUACCAGGAUGACAAUUCUCUGGCUCAUCCAAAUUUAUUUAUUGAAAAAGCUGAAGCUGAGGAAAAGUGGUUCAAGAGAUUAAUUGCUCUCCGACAAGAGAGAUUAAUGGGCAGUCCUGUGGCCUAAGUAAUAUACAUUGAUGGUUAAAUCAAAAGUAACUGAAAAUUUAGGUUUUCGAAUCUCAAUAUUAACUUUUAGUCUUAAAAAGAACUUAGCUUAUUAUAUAAAAAUGUAAAAUCCUUUUAUCUUUCGCUCACGUAGGCUUGAAUAU